Molecule: messenger RNA, 942 nt
Organism: Seminavis robusta
Lineage: Eukaryota; Bacillariophyta; Bacillariophyceae; Naviculales; Naviculaceae
Source: the annotation of a GenBank genome assembly
AUGCCCGAAAGCCCCAGCGACAAGAAAGAGCGCAAAGCUCGUUUGAAGGAAGAAGCGAAAGAACUGGGCAUUAGUUACGAUGAGAUGAAACGUCGGCACAAGAGCCGCAAGCGUGAAGCGGAAGCCUUGGAAUCGUCGGAACACAAAGUCGAAGCGCAGCGCAUGAGGAGUUGGUCCAAGGGAGAUGAAAAUGAUGGCGACGCCUCUAAUAACCCCAGCAACUCUACUAGCACUACUCCGACGGAGGAACCAUCGGCCAAACGCCGUCGUACCCGAUCCAUGGACGCGGCCGAAGAAAAGGCAGCAUUGGCAGAACAAGCCAAGAGUACCAAUCCUGAUGAAUGGCGCAAGGAACACAGCAUUACGGUACAAGGUCACGGGAGCCAUCGUGGAACUACGGAAAUUGCCACUCCUUUUUUUACGUUUGAUCAAACACCGUUUCAUGCCAAUAUUCAACGUUCCUUUCAACAAGCGGGAUUUGAACGUCCGUCCGCCAUUCAAGCACAAGCAUGGCCCAUUGCCAUUCAACAAACCGAUAUGAUUUGCAUUGCCAAGACGGGAUCGGGAAAAACCUGUGGAUUCUUGUUGCCGGCGUUUCAUCAACAGUUGCAACUCAGCGAUGGGAAAACCACCGAAUCCUCGUCGCGGUGGUCCUCCCGUCAAACCCGUGCUACUCGUGCUGGCACCCACACGCGAAUUAUUCAAGCACUGGAACGGGGUGUCGAAGUCGUCAUUGCCACACCCGGGCGUCUCAAUGAUUUGUUGGAAAUGAGGAAAGCAGAUCUCAGUCACAUCAAGUAUUUGGUCUUGGAUGAAGCUGAUCGAAUGCUCGAUAUGGGAUUCGAGCCACAGAUUCGCUCCAUUAUUGAAAAAGAUUCCCACGGAACGACAGACCAUUGCUCUUUUUGCCACUUGCACGAGAAAUUCAAGAUUGGCACAUGA